UAGAUUUCCAUCAAAAAUAAAAGAAAUGACGUGACCCCAGGCCAUCCAGUGCUUCUAACUACCCUCCCGGCUCCCCAAGACAGUGUCGUUAGCCGCUUUAUUUGCUUUCAUCUUAUUUAUUCAUCUCUCUUUCUCAUUUCCUUUACAUGCGACUCAUAAAAACGACACACUAUUAAGUUCAGUCCUAGAAUUUAUUAUUAUUGAAUAUUUAAUUUAUAUUAUCAAUGGAGACACCGUUAUUAAACGGCGGUGACGGACCGGUGUCGGAACUCAUCGGCGGCGACGGUGAUUAUGCGCCGGUGAAGAAUGUGAAGGAUGCGACGGCGGUGUUCUGGUUAGAAACGGUGAAGCUAUGGAAGAUUGCUGCUCCGUUAGUGUUUCAGAUUAUAUGUCAAUUUGGAACAAAUUCAUUGACUAAUAUAUUUGUAGGUCAUCUCGGUGAACUUGAAUUGUCCGCCGUUUCUAUUUCUCUCUCCGUUAUUGGAACCUUCUCCUUCGGAUUCAUGCUUGGUAUGGGGAGCGCACUUGAGACAUUGUGUGGUCAAGCUUUUGGUGCCGGGCAAAUUCAUUUGCUUGGAGUUUACUUGCAACGCUCUUGGAUUAUCCUGUUAUUCAGCUGUCUUGUACUGCUGCCAAUUUACAUCUUUGCUACACCAGUAUUAAAGCUUCUAGGACAGGACCAUGAUAUAGCCAAUCUUGCAGGACAAUUUACGAUCAUCACCAUACCACAGUUAUUCUCACUGGCAAUCAAUUUUCCGUCUCAGAAAUUCCUACAAGCCCAAAGCAAAGUUGAUAUACUUGCCUGGAUCGGAUUUCUGGCCCUAGUUGGACACGGGUUGCUUCUCUGGCUUUUCAUUUCUGUACUUGGAUGGGGUCUGCUAGGAGCCGCAGCAGCAUAUAACUUUACGAGUUGGUUGAUUCCAGUUGCCCAAGUGGUUUAUAUAUUCGGUUGGUGUAAGGAUACUUGGUUAGGAUUCUCAUGGGCAGCUUUCAAGGAAAUAUGGGCUUUCGUUAGACUUUCAGUUGCCUCGGCUGUGAUGCUUUGUCUCGAAAUCUGGUAUAUGAUGAGCAUAACUCUCCUUGCAGGUCACCUUACAAAUGCUGUGAUUGCUGUCGGGUCUCUUUCCAUCUGUAUGAAUGUUAAUGGAAUAGAAGCCAUGAUAUUCAUCGGAAUAAAUGCUGCUGUAAGUGUCCGGGUAUCAAAUGAGCUUGGACUGUUGCAUCCAAGGGCAGCCAAAUAUAGCGUCUACGUAGCAGUUUUCCAGUCUCUCCUCAUUGGGCUUUUGUGUAUGGUCAUCAUCCUUGUUGCUAGAGACUACUUUGCUGUUAUCUACACUGACAGCAAGACACUUCAGCAAGCAGUUUCUAAAUUAGCAUGGUUUCUUGGUGUAACAAUGGUUCUUAACAGUGUUCAGCCUGUAAUUUCAGGAGUUGCUGUUGGAGGGGGAUGGCAAGCCAUUGUGGCAUAUAUUAACUUGGCAUGUUAUUAUAUAUUUGGGCUCCCUCUCGGAUACAUUCUCGGCUAUGUAGCAGAUUUUGGUGUAACGGGAAUUUGGGGAGGCAUGAUAGCCGGAACUUCCAUGCAGACGUUGAUUCUAUUGUUCAUCCUUUAUCGAACAAAUUGGACUAAAGAGGUGGAGGAAACAAGCAAGCGAAUGCAAAAGUGGGGUGGCCAGGACAUUAAGACAGUUAAGAACGAUAACAAUAUAUGAGUGUCGUAAUACUACUGGUGUCGGAUUUCUGCUGUAACAUCGAUUCAAAUUAUAUUGGUCGGACAUUUAGAUCCUUUAAUUGGAAUUUCCUUGCUGAUGCUGUGUAAUCCCCGAGAAAAGCAAGUCACUGCUGGUGCGAAUGCAAAUCUCUGCAAUAACUUGGAAUGAUCAACUCUAGCUAUAAUUCAUUUCUGGGUUUAGGGUUUGCUUAGUAAAGACACCUUAAUGGUGUCUAAAAAUAUCCCUACUUAGUUUCUUUCAACUGUAACUCUAUUUUUUUAGCUGCAAUUUUUUCAGUCUAAAAUCUGUAUAAUUCUUAAUUCUGACAAAUUAUUUGCAAACAAAAGAAAAUUAAUUUGUUGUUGAUCUUCUUUUAUCCUUCUAAAUC
Molecule: messenger RNA, 2100 nt
Organism: Amaranthus tricolor (Joseph's coat)
Lineage: Eukaryota; Viridiplantae; Streptophyta; Magnoliopsida; Caryophyllales; Amaranthaceae
Product: protein DETOXIFICATION 35-like
Exons: 7
Coding region: 225-1712 (495 amino acids)
Biological process (GO): xenobiotic detoxification by transmembrane export across the plasma membrane
Cellular component (GO): membrane
Molecular function (GO): antiporter activity; xenobiotic transmembrane transporter activity
Source: RefSeq, a predicted model, not a curated record